Messenger RNA from Hypanus sabinus (Atlantic stingray), 2499 nucleotides. Its product is annotated as protocadherin alpha-C2-like. The coding region runs from base 10 to 2499 and encodes 829 amino acids. Gene Ontology annotation, molecular function: calcium ion binding. The transcript has a single exon. Gene Ontology annotation, cellular component: plasma membrane. Gene Ontology annotation, biological process: homophilic cell-cell adhesion. The record is from RefSeq and is a predicted model, not a curated record. Lineage: Eukaryota; Metazoa; Chordata; Chondrichthyes; Myliobatiformes; Dasyatidae.
GGACAGAUAAUGCAAGCAUUGUUUGUAGUUUUCCUGCUUUAUAUCUGGAAUAUCGUUUAUGGUCAAAUCCGCUACGCUAUUUAUGAAGAAUUGAUGCAUGGUGCCUUCGUUGGGAACAUUGCUCAAGAUCUGGGACUGGACCUUAGAGAGCUGUCUAGUCGCAGACUCCGCAUUAUGUCUGCAGUAAAGAAAAGGUAUUUCGAGGUUAAUUUAGAGAAUGGCGUUUUGUUUGUGAAUGAAGUGAUAGAUAGGGAGCUCGCGUGCGUACAGAGUCCGACUUGUUUUAUGAAUUUGGAGGUUGUUGUUGAAAACCCAUUGGAACUCUAUCGGAUUGAAGUAGAGAUUUUAGACGUAAAUGACAAUUCUCCCAGUUUUCCGAAUGCCGAGAUCCGCUUGGAAGUCCUCGAGUCAGCGCCGCCAAGAACUAGAUUCCUUCUUCAGAGUGCCCACGAUCCAGACCUGGACAUUAAUUCUGUUCGAUUCUAUUAUCUCAACCCGAAUGAAUAUUUUGCAUUGGAAGUGCAGAACAGCGGGGAUGAUAGCAGGUUUGUGCACUUAAUGUUGGAGAAGUAUCUGGACAGAGAACAGCAGCCCAUUCAUCAUUUACUUCUGACUGCUGUGGAUGGAGGUACACCUGAACGAACUGGCACAGCCCAAGUUAUCGUUACUGUCCUCGAUGUCAAUGACAACUCUCCGGUGUUUGGCCAAUCGUUCUAUAAAAUCAGUUUAAUGGAGAAUGUACCAAUAGGCACAACAGUUAUCAAAUUAAAUGCCACCGAUAUGGACGAGAGCACAAAUGCGCAGAUAAUGUACUCUCUCAGUGACCUUUCACCAAGCAAGGUCCGUAAACUGUUUCGUAUUGACACCCAGACGGGGAAAAUUACAGUAAAGGGGACUAUAGACUUUGAAGAAGCCAAAACUUAUGAACUUCUAGUGGAAGCCAAGGAUAAGGGUCCAUUUGCACUUCCUGUGCACUGCACUGUCUUCAUUGACGUCAGUGAUGUCAACGACAAUGCUCCUGAAAUGACUUUGAUGUCAGUAUCUAAUUCUGUCCCUGAGGAUGUACAUGUUGGAACCGUGUUGGCUCUAAUUAGUGUUACCGACCAAGAUUCUGGGGACAAUGGGCUAAUUAGUUGCGUGAUACAUUCCAACCUACCGUUUGAACUCAAAUCGACAUUUGUAAAUUCCUACACGGUCAUUAUCAAACAUGCUCUUGACAGGGAAAUCACAUCUGAAUACCAAAUUGAGAUCUCCUGUCGAGACUCCGGGUUGCCUCCUUUAUACACCAACAAAACUAUCCAGGUACAAGUUACCGACGUAAACGACAACCCCCCACGUUUUGCAGAUAAUUUUCACACGGCAUACGUAACGGAGAACAACGCGUUUGGGGCUUCCAUCUGCUCAGUCUCUGCUUUUGACCCCGACUUGGGUCCAAAUUCGCAUAUUUCCUAUUCUAUUCUGGAUAGCCAGAUUCAAGGCUUGCCUAUCACUUCAUACGUCUCCAUUAAUUCGGAGAAUGGGAUCAUCUUUUCACAGCGCUCAUUUGAUUAUGAACAACUCAAAAAUUUUCAGAUCCAUGUUCAAGCGCAGGAUGCCGGAUUACCUCCACUAAACUCCAACCACACGGUGAACGUAGUCAUUCUGGACCAAAAUGACAACGCUCCUGUAAUCGUCUUCCCGUUAACAAGAAAUGGUUCGGAAGUAACCAUUCCGCGAAUCGCAGAUCGGGAUUAUUUGGUGGUCAAGGUCAUAGCUGUUGACGCGGAUUCUGGACAAAAUGGACGCCUGUUUUAUGAGCUUGUCCGAGCUACAGAUCAAAGUCUCUUUGCCAUGAGGACUAACUCAGGAGAAGUGAGGACGACCCGCCAAAUUGAGGAUCGAGAUCUCGCAACACAAGUGAUAGUUAUAAUGGUGAAAGACAGUGGACAUCCACCAUUAUCAACUACCACUACCAUCACACUUUCUAUAGUAGACAGUGUUGAGGACGCUAUUCACGCUGUUACAUUUAUGCCUAGAAUCCCCGAGUACCCCUCUAGUGCAGCCCUUUAUAUAAUAAUAUCAUUAGGUGCCAUUACAUUAACACUAAUGCUUGCCUUGAUUGCACUUGUUUUUACAGUCUGCCGCAGUUCAAAUGAUGACGAGGAUUGGUGUUGGUGUGUUGAACACAAUGACACAGAUACUAUAUACCGAAAUUCUAAUCUCAAUUUCCAAACAGUACCAGACUCUAGUUUAAUAAAAAAUGUUAUUGAAGUGCGUGGGUCGGGUUCCCUCGCUCAAACCUACUGCUAUACACUUCGACCAGGUCAGGAGUCAGUUCAAAACGAUUCCAAGAUUCUUCCACCCUCAAGUGCAAACCGAAUAAGGUACCCACCCGAAGCUGUGAAUAGUUGUUUUUCAAAAUGGAAGGCAAAAGAUAGGAACAACACAAUUCUAGCCAGUGAGGUAAGUGCUGAGAAUGUUGACUUCACGUCCUUAUAUUUUUAUAUCCUUCUUUAUUAA